AUGCACAGUGUCAUGACCCCCUACUAUAGUGAAGAGACUGUUUAUUCCAAAUCUGAUCUUGAAAUGGAGAAUGAAGAUGGUGUAUCAAUCAUUUACUACUUGCAAAAGAUUUACCCAGAUGAGUGGAAUAACUUCAUGGAAAGAAUCAAUUGCAAAAAAGAGAGCGAGGUUUGGGAAAAUGAAGAAAACAUUUUACAACUGCGUCAUUGGGGCUCCUUAAGAGGUCAAACACUCUGUCGCACAGUUAGAGGGAUGAUGUACUACAGACGAGCUUUGAGACUUCAAGCUUUCCUUGAUAUGGCUAAAGAAAGUGAGAUACUAGAAGGUUACAAAGCCAUCACAGUUCCAAAUGAGGAAGAUAAGAAAAGUCAAAGAUCUGUGUCUGCUCAAAUAGAGGCCGUUGCUGACAUGAAAUUCACAUAUGUUGCUACCUGUCAGAACUAUGGAAAUCAGAAGCGAAGUGGAGAUCGUCAUGCAACAGACAUUCUCAAUUUAAUGGUCAACAAUCCCGCUCUCCGUGUUGCAUAUAUUGACGAAGUUGAAGAAAGAGAAGGUAGCAAGGUACAGAAGGUUUAUUAUUCUGUGUUGGUCAAAGCUGUCGAUAAUCUUGAUCAGGAAAUCUAUCGCAUAAGAUUACCAGGUCCAGCAAAAUUAGGAGAAGGAAAGCCUGAGAAUCAGAAUCAUGCUAUUAUAUUUACUCGAGGGGAAGCUCUUCAAGCCAUUGACAUGAAUCAGGAUAAUUACUUAGAAGAAGCACUUAAAAUGCGUAACCUUCUUGAAGAAUUUCAUGAAGAUCAUGGAGUACGUCCACCUACAAUUUUGGGUGUUCGGGAGCAUAUCUUUACUGGAAGUGUCUCUUCUUUGGCUUGGUUCAUGUCAAAUCAAGAAACGAGUUUUGUCACCAUUGGUCAAAGGGUUCUUGCAAGACCAUUGAAGGUCCGGUUCCAUUAUGGGCAUCCAGAUGUGUUUGAUAGGAUUUUUCACAUCACACGUGGUGGCAUCAGCAAGGCUUCUCGUGGCGUCAAUCUGAGUGAGGACAUAUUUGCUGGUUUCAACUCAACACUGAGACAAGGAAAUGUUACUCAUCACGAGUAUAUUCAAGUUGGGAAAGGUCGAGAUGUCGGGCUCAACCAAAUCUCUCUGUUUGAAGCAAAGGUAGCAUGUGGUAAUGGGGAGCAGACACUCAGCAGGGAUAUUUAUCGACUAGGCCAUCGUUUUGAUUUCUUCCGCAUGCUAUCCUGUUACUAUACAACAGUCGGAUUUUACGUCAGCUCAAUGAUAGUUGUCCUUACAGUAUAUGCUUUCUUGUAUGGCAAACUUUACCUGUCAUUAAGUGGAUUAGAGGAAUCAAUAGUUAAGUUUGCACGGGCUAGAGGAAAUGACCCGCUAAAGGCAGCCAUGGCUUCUCAGUCACUUGUUCAGAUUGGUCUUCUCAUGGCUUUGCCCAUGGUCAUGGAGAUGGGGUUGGAGAGAGGGUUCAGAACAGCAUUAGGUGACAUAAUAAUCAUGCAGCUUCAGCUUGCUCCUGUCUUCUUCACCUUUUCCCUUGGAACAAAGGUCCAUUAUUUUGGUCGAACUAUCCUGCAUGGUGGGGCAAAAUACAGAGCUACUGGGCGUGGUUUUGUGGUCCGGCAUCAGAAAUAUGCUGAGAACUAUAGGAUGUACUCAAGGAGUCACUUUGUGAAAGGACUUGAGCUUAUGAUAUUGCUUAUAUGUUAUCAGAUAUAUGGAAAGGCAGCAACUGGAACAGCUUAUGCACUUGUCACGAUCUCAAUAUGGUUCUUAGUGACUUCUUUUCUGUUUGCUCCUUUCCUUUUUAAUCCAUCAGGAUUUGAAUGGCAGAAGAUUGUGGAUGAUUGGGAUGAUUGGUCAAAGUGGAUAAGCAGCCAGGGAGGAAUUGGUGUUCCAGCAAACAAGAGCUGGGAGUCUUGGUGGGAUGAGGAACAGGAGCACCUGCGAUACACUGGAUGUUUAGGUCGGUUCUGGGAGAUAUUUCUCUCUUUGCGGUUCUUCAUCUAUCAGUAUGGAAUUGUAUACCAGCUAAAAGUGGUCAAGGAAAGUGCAACAGGAAGAAGCCGGAGCAUUAUUGUGAGUGUAUGGUCUGUCAUGGCUGGUCAUCGUUGCUAUGAUGCUCAUCUUAAAGGUUUGUGUUCAAACUUCAAACUCCAAAAACUUAUUUCUAGUGAAAAUGAACUGUUUUCUGGAUAUGGAUCUAGAGUGCAAUUCACCAACUCAAAUGCCUUUGAACUGCAGAUUGUUUCCAUGGGAAGAAAGAAGUUUAGUGCAGAUUUCCAGCUUCUGUUUAGACUUCUUAAGCUGUUUCUCUUUAUUGGAUCUGUGGUCACUCUUGUUAUCCUGUUCACUACUCUUCACCUCACAGUUGGAGACAUCUUUCAGUGUCUGCUAGCUUUUCUGCCAACUGGCAUGGCACUUCUGCAGAUAGCACAAGCUUGCAGACCAGUGGUAAAGGGCCUUAAAAUGUGGGGAUCUGUGAAAGCUCUAGCCCGAGGAAUUCCAGACCAGGCUGCUGUUCAACCAAGCAUUCAGCCGAGGACUUCAGAUUCAACGUAUUUUGGCUGGUGGAAAGAAAAACAAAUGAGAUUUGCUUACUGGAUCGUGAUCGUAGAGUGA
Dovyalis caffra is the source of this 2631-nucleotide messenger RNA. The record is from the annotation of a GenBank genome assembly. Lineage: Eukaryota; Viridiplantae; Streptophyta; Magnoliopsida; Malpighiales; Salicaceae.